UGAAAACAACAACAAUAACGCCCCCCCCAUAGACACACACACACACACUCACCAGUGAUAUUCGAAAUGAUCAACUGAAGAAAUCAUUUAAUGAUGAAUAAUUAUUGAAUCAAAAUCAUCAAUCAUUUCAUUUAUUAUUGAAUUCGAUUCAUUAUAUAUAUAUGUAAAAAAAAAAUUGAUUAUGACUAUUGAUCUGAUGAUAAAUAAUAAUCAAUUACAAUCAUGUAAUAAUUUACAUGAAAGAGAUCAUGUCUCAUUUAUACAAUCGAUUAUAUCAGUAAUUCUAUUAAGUCUCAUAUGUUUAUUAGGUAUUAUUGGAAAUAGUUUAGUAAUUAUUGUUUAUUGUAUAAAACCUAAAAAUUAUACUAAUCGUUAUAUGAUGAAUCAUCAUACAAUCAUAAAUAGUAACCAUAUGAAAUCAAAUAUCAAUAAUAAUAAUAAUAAUCCCUUGGAUACUAAAAUUACAAAAAAAUUUGGCAGUCAUUCAAUUUCAUUUAAAUCAUAUAAAUUACCAUUAUAUAAAAAUAAAUUUAAUCAACAUAAUUUAAUAUUAUUAUUGGCAUUUAUUGAUUUAUUCACAUGUGUUUUUAUAUUACCAUGGGAUAUAUAUCGUGUUGCUAAUUAUGCCUAUGAUGAAACUAUUCCUAUCUUAUCUACUAUACAUAAUGAUAAUAAUUUGAAUCAGAAUAAUUCUUCUGUAAACCGUAUUGGUAUAAAUUUUAAUAAAGAAUUAUAUACAAAUUAUCAAUUAAAUGUUAUCUUAACAUUAUUACGUAAUAUUAUAUUUGCAUGUGAAGGUAGUGUAUUAACUGCGAUUGCAUUUGAACGUUAUAUGAUACUUGUUAAACAAGAUUUAUGUAAAUCAUUUAUAUGUUGUCAUCAUUUAUUGAAUAAUAAUAAUAAUAAUAAUAAUAAUAAUAAUAAUAAUAUCACUUCAUUAUUUCAUAAAGUUCCAUCUACUUAUCAUACAAAUCAUGAUAAUAACUCUAGUGAAGUAAGAACAUCAUCAACAUUAAUGAAUGUCACUCAUAUGAAAGAUAAGAAUCAUCAAUUAUGUUCAUCGAAUACAUGUAUUACAUCAAUAUUAAUGAUAGUGAUUAUUGGAACAUGUUUAUUUGAAUGUAUAUUGAUUAUAUUAGAAUUAAUGAAAUGGAAUUGUCAAUUGACUGAACAAUUACGUGAAUUAAUUAAUCAAAUUUAUAUUCUAUUAACAUUUAUCUCAUUUAUUAUUAUAACAUAUUUAUAUGUAAGAAUAUUUAGAACAGUUAGGGAGAAUGAUUUACGGAAACAACGAUGGUUAACUUCUACUACUACUACUACUAAUAAUAAUAAUAACAAUAAUAAUAAUAAUAGUAAUACUAAUUAUUCAUCAAUGAAAUUAUUGAAUAAAUCCAAUUCAUUUAUACAAUCAUCCAUCUAUAAUAAUGAAAUAGAACCAGUAUUAAAGUUGACGAAUGAAGAUGAAACUAAUUCAGUAGUUAUGUUCAAGGAUCCAAAAAUACAUCAUUGUGAUACAUCACAAUCUAUAAGAUAUGGAUUACCAUUUAGAUUAGUGAAACAAUUAAGUUGUGAUCAAGUCAUUACAAAACAACCAAAACAAGAACGAGAACCACCACCACCAUCACAACAACAAGAAAAACAUUGUUAUCAUCAACAUCAAUUACAAACAACUAUACAAUGGAGUAUAUUAAAAAGACGUAUUCUUUUAAAAACACCAUCUAUAUCAACAUUAUUUGAAAAUUCAAAAGUUAAACAAGAAUCUAAUAAAUCUAUGAUAUCAAAAUAUAAUAAUCAAUCUACUGGAACAAAAACGACAGCGACAAUACCGUCUCCAAUAUCUCCAUUAUCUGUAAAUCGUUUAUUAUCUAAACGUGUAACACGUAGUCAUCGUACAGGUUUAAUGAUAUUUAUUUCUACUGUAAUAUUUUAUGCUACAUUAUUUCCUGUUUUAUGGGUACAUUUUAAAUUUUGGUGGAAAUAUACCACCAAAACCACCCCUACCACUACCACUGCAAUCACCACCAGCACCAACAUCACGAAUUACUCUACAACUAAUAGUAUUCAUCAAAUCAAUUUAUUACAUAAUAUGACUAAAUUUAUUCUAAAUAAUCAAGAGAAUGAUGGAAGUUUUAUGACAACUGUACAUCAUGAAUUUUAUUAUGUAAAUAAUGCUGUGAAUUUUUUUAUUUAUUCAUUAUUUAAUCAAAGUUUUCGUGCAAGAUUAAAACGUUUACUUGCUAAAUAUUGA
This is a messenger RNA of Schistosoma margrebowiei, 2248 nucleotides long. The record is from the annotation of a GenBank genome assembly. NCBI's taxonomy places the organism in Eukaryota, Metazoa, Platyhelminthes, Trematoda, Strigeidida, Schistosomatidae.